AUGCCAAUCAUGUCGAGGUAUAUUGUCAGCAGUUUCCAGGGUUUAUAUCAGUUAAUCUUUAAAACUUUUAGAGGUUAUAAGAGUUGGCAUAGAAGUUCCAGAUUGGUAGAGGCCAUAGAAAAUUGCGCGAAUACACACGCCCGCCCGCCAGAUCGACUUGAACAAGCAAAACAAUUCACUCGUACCAAUAUAAAUAACAUUGUUAAAGAACUAAGUGAAAAUUCAAUUGUUGCAUCUCCGAUGUAUGUCGGAAGUGCUUUUGAAGAUUUAAAAGUGAAUGGAAAUUUAAAGGGCCAGGCUAGCAAAGAGAUCGACGUCAUGCUCGUCUGGGAUAUGAAAGACACCGUUAUACUGAAACUUUUGAAUGAAGAUCGCUACAUAUGUCCGCUCUCUCUGUCGAAAUAUUUCAUGGAGACGAUUCAAUCCUACCUCCGUAUUCAUAAAAAGAUAUAUCGGAACACGGUUACAGAGGUCAAACGUCAUGGUUCAGCCAUUCAAAUGGAUGUCUUCAUUCAAUACCCGAAAACUGUGAGCAUGAGAUUCUCAGUGGAUAUUGUUCCAACCUUGAAACUGAAGACUGGCAAACUCUACAUACCAAAAGAAAUGAGUUCUUAUCUGCAACAUUUCAUCGAACCAGAUAAAAAAUAUCUAACAUGGAGGAGAUCGUUCAGUCUUGAUGAAAAAAUAUUUAUUGAAAAAUUCAAUUAUAAAAAACAGAACCGUAAAAACCUUUUGAAAAUUCUCAACAUUAUUAAAAAUAAAAAUCCAUCUUUAGGUGUCAAUUUGCUGGUUGAGAUGGAUGAAGAUGAGACCUCACAACUUGAAGGCGAAUUUUUGUCGUUAAUCAACGAAGAAAAUGUCAUGAUAGAUGCGCUGAACAAUCGUCCCAGAACACAAAUGUUAAAGAUUUUGUACUUAACUCAACUUUAA
Helobdella robusta is the source of this 930-nucleotide messenger RNA. RefSeq lists its product as hypothetical. The record is from RefSeq and is a predicted model, not a curated record. The coding region runs from base 1 to 930 and encodes 309 amino acids. Lineage: Eukaryota; Metazoa; Annelida; Clitellata; Rhynchobdellida; Glossiphoniidae. The transcript is spliced from 5 exons.